This is a messenger RNA of Uranotaenia lowii, 2859 nucleotides long. RefSeq lists its product as uncharacterized. NCBI's taxonomy places the organism in Eukaryota, Metazoa, Arthropoda, Insecta, Diptera, Culicidae. The coding region runs from base 2067 to 2543 and encodes 158 amino acids. The transcript is spliced from 2 exons. The record is from RefSeq and is a predicted model, not a curated record.
AAUUUUCCAAUAUUUGAUACAAAUUAAUUUCUUAAAUGUUGAUGCAAAUGUAGCAUCCAAAAGCUGGGUAUAAAAAACCUGAAUGAGAGUUUCCCUCAUCUUACACAAAGAAGCCGCCAGUGAGUCGUGAGCAAGUGUUUUUCACUUUCCGGCAUCUGAAUUCUCACCGUGUUGUCACCUGUUCGUGUCACCUUUCUAACAUAGCGCUCAGAGCAUGUUCAAGUCUCUCCCGCAGAGGAGUCACUCACUCUCCCACGCUCUUCGGUUGCUUUGUUUUCGGCUUUCGGUCGGUCGCUCGGUUCGGUCACUCAGCAGCAUAAAAGCCGAAAAGCAAACAUACCGAUUCUGAUUCGAUAAAUACCUCGGCGAAAACAAAAACAUUGUUCGUUCGUUCGAUCCCAUCCCAAUUUCAUUUGGGCAGGACAGGAAGAAAGAAUUGCCAGUCGGUCGGUCGGUCGGUCGACACGACACGAAGCAGAAGUGGCGAGGGUUAGUGAAAGAGUUCGGUGCUCGAUGCGAUGUGAGCAUAUCCGAGAUUGCUCUUCGACCGCCCGACCGCCCACCCUGUCAGUUUUAUCGUUUCGCAGAUAAUAACGGCUGUUCGCCUUCCACUCCCUUUUCGUUUGUUCGUCCAUCUCCGCCGAAAUAUGCUGGAAUAUAUUCUUCAUUCUUUUGCAUGUUGCUUUCGCUCAAUUGCUAUCGCUGGAGGGGGUGGUCGGCAAAUUGAGGCUGGUGGUGGUUUGUGUGCAUUAUUGGCUCCCGAUCAAGGGGGUUCACAUCCGGAGCGAGAGCAUAAACGUUGCUGGAAAAUGUUCUGACCAGUGUGCUCCGUCUCGUCACUCACCCGCUACCCUUUCUGUUCUCAUUUGGUCCUUCGAGCCGGCUUCUCUAUCGAAGGCGGCAGCAUCCUUUGAAACUUCACGCAAAUUUCCCUUUUCCGAAACCUGUAGCGCGCGUUCGACUCUCCCGAGUUUUUACCGUUGAUGAUGUUGAUGCUGAUUCUUCUGAUGAUGAUGGUGAUGAUGCUGCUGCUAGGAGCCAGGAGAUUGUGGCAGCAGCAGAUGGUUUUGUGUCCCGAAAGUUGGAAAAUACUGCACGGCACCACGGACGGGUUUUUCAGUCAGCAUCCAUCCAGCAGUCGACAGUGACCGUCGUCGUCGGAGUUCGUCCUUGCCGUCAACGAUUGCACUUGUGCGAAAUAUUUAUAGGCAGAUUCGCAAACGAAUAGUUGCGUCGCGUAGUUGGCCGUUCUUCGAGUGUUUCGGUUCGAGUAGAAGAUAGCGAUUGGAAUCGGUGAAUCUUCCCGUGCGUAGGUAGAGCAGACAGCCAGACAGUGGAAAUUGUAGGCCGUGGACCGGUCUUCUUUCUUCGUCGUUGCGUGUCGUCGCGUGUUUAUGAACUAUAUGUCUCUGUAGACAAAGUGUCGUCAUCCGUCGCGGCCUGCUUGGUCGAUGUCAUUACCGGUUUCCGAGCGAGCGUUUUCUCAUCUGUUAUCCGGUCGUUUGUUUUGAUCGUUUGUUUCGGGGUCGACCGCGUGGUUUCGACUGAAGCAGUGACAAAGCCGGUACCCAGGGAAAGAGGUGGAGGUGGCUUAAAGAAGAGGAUUUAGCGCCCGAAACCCGGAUUGGAUAAUGUGAAACAUGUGUUGCUGGUUGCGUUCAAUUUAGAAUGAUGUGAUAAUAGGAUGAUUGAGUGAUGUCAGUUGGCUCUUUUAAGUACGGGGUUCCUAGCUGAAUAGUGAUGAUGAUGCCAAGGCAAUCCACGUAAUUCAGUGAUUAAUUGGUUGGUCUCGCGAGCUCGAGUGCUUUACCAGAUUACAUUAUCCUUCUGUUGCUGUAACCUUACUUCUCCUGGGAAUACCGGGACGCCCACGAAGGGACGCGGAGAGUGUAUUAAUUAAAAUUCCAUGUUCGUUUGGUGCGUCGAUUACUUCCAAUCCUCCGGCCUGGCCGUGUUUCGCCUCGAUGUAUGCAACAAUAGCGAUUAAUUAAAAUUUCAUGUGAAAAACAGAUUUUUGCGACCGCAGAACUGCAACGUGGGUAAUUUGUGGAACAUUGAAAUCGACCAUGUUGGCCGGAAUCGUUCGUUGGGUCAGCCCUCUGCUCCUGCUGCUUCCACUAAAGGGAGCCUCAGCUUCCCCAGACGGGGGAGGCUAUCUGAAAAUGUUUCCGGUCCAAUCCCAGUACGAUCCUUGCUACGAUGAGGACCGACCCCGAAGAUGUGUCCCCGAUUUUGUGAAUGCUGCCUUCGGGAUGCCAAUGCGAUCGCGCGUUCGACUCUCCCGAGUUUUUACCGUUGAUGAUGUUGAUGCUGAUUCUUCUGAUGAUGAUGGUGAUGAUGCUGCUGCUAGGAGCCAGGAGAUUGUGGCAGCAGCAGAUGGUUUUGUGUCCCGAAAGUUGGAAAAUACUGCACGGCACCACGGACGGGUUUUUCAGUCAGCAUCCAUCCAGCAGUCGACAGUGACCGUCGUCGUCGGAGUUCGUCCUUGCCGUCAACGAUUGCACUUGUGCGAAAUAUUUAUAGGCAGAUUCGCAAACGAAUAGUUGCGUCGCGUAGUUGGCCGUUCUUCGAGUGUUUCGGUUCGAGUAGAAGAUAGCGAUUGGAAUCGGUGAAUCUUCCCGUGCGUAGGUAGAGCAGACAGCCAGACAGUGGAAAUUGUAGGCCGUGGACCGGUCUUCUUUCUUCGUCGUUGCGUGUCGUCGCGUGUUUAUGAACUAUAUGUCUCUGUAGACAAAGUGUCGUCAUCCGUCGCGGCCUGCUUGGUCGAUGUCAUUACCGGUUUCCGAGCGAGCGUUUUCUCAUCUGUUAUCCGGUCGUUUGUUUUGAUCGUUUGUUUCGGGGUCGACCGCGUGGUUUCGA